This is a messenger RNA of Dunckerocampus dactyliophorus (ringed pipefish), 2781 nucleotides long. RefSeq names its product annexin A6 (gene anxa6). Gene Ontology annotation, molecular function: calcium channel activity; phosphatidylserine binding; chondroitin sulfate binding. The record is from RefSeq and is a predicted model, not a curated record. The transcript is spliced from 25 exons. Lineage: Eukaryota; Metazoa; Chordata; Actinopteri; Syngnathiformes; Syngnathidae. Gene Ontology annotation, biological process: regulation of muscle contraction; apoptotic signaling pathway; mitochondrial calcium ion homeostasis. The coding region runs from base 495 to 2492 and encodes 665 amino acids. Gene Ontology annotation, cellular component: cytoplasm; focal adhesion.
UGGACAUCCUCUCACAUAGUGUCAAUGAACUAUCCUCCUUUGAGUCAAAUUUGAACUCUGUCGUGAUUCUACACUGUUCUGCGUGAUUUACUUAUGUAGAUGCAUUGAAAGGUUUACAAUGAGAAUAAUCUUCAUCAGAUAAAACUCAGAUAAAACACAAUCAACUCACUAAACGGGCCCCGUCAAACGUGCGUAACGUUACGCGUAAAGUUGUACGUAAAGCGCGCUCGGGGGGGAAGGGGUGUCAUAUUUCAGUCGUCUUCCUCUCGGUUUCUCUCAGGACGCGCGCACGCUAUGGAGAGGCCGUGCGCGGUCGUGCCAGAGCACCGCAGUCUUUACGUCAGGCAGGAGGGAGGACACGUAACGGUCCGCAAAGACUGAGCCAGUCUGCGGGAUAGCAGCACCACUAUUCUCACCAGACUCUCCGUGCAUUUUUAACAGGCCUCAAACUAUUGAUUUCUGCACCGUGUAGACACAGGAGAACAAAAACAGAGAUGGUGUUCAGAGGCACAAUAACAGAUGCUGCCGGUUUUGAUCCCAGCGCCGAUGCCGAGGCGCUGUACAAUGCUAUGAAGGGCAUGGGCAGUGAUAAAGAAGCCAUUUUGGACCUGGUCAGUUCUCGCAGUAACGCUCAGAGGCAGGAAGUCAUUGCAGCGUACAAGUGUACCUUUGGAAAGGAUCUUAUUGAGGAUCUGAAAUAUGAGCUGACGGGUAAAUUUGAGCGUCUCAUUGUGAGCCUGAUGAGAACUCCAGCAUACCACGAUGCCAAAGAAAUUAAAGACGCACUCAAAGGAGCUGGAACCAACGAGAAGUGCUUGAUUGAAGUCCUGGCUUCAAGAAACAACAAACAGACACGCGACAUGGUUCAAGCAUACAAGGAUGCCUAUGGUAGAAACAUGGAGGACGAUGUGAUAGCUGACACUUCUGGUCACUUUAAGAAGAUGCUGGUUGUUUUACUUCAGGGGACCAGAGAUGAGUCGGGGGUCGUGAACGCAGAUCUGGUGGAGCAAGAUGCACAAGACCUUUAUGCUGCUGGCGAAGAGAAGUGGGGGACAGACGAGGCCAAAUUCAUCAUGAUUCUGGGAAACCGCAGUGUGACUCACCUCCGCAUGGUUUUUGAUGCGUACGAGAAGAUUGCAGAGACGUCCAUAGAGGACAGCAUAAAGAGCGAGCUGUCUGGAGACUUUGAGAGGCUGAUGCUUGCUGUUGUCCAGUGCAUACGCAGUGUUCCCAUGUUCUUUGCCAAGCGCCUUUACAAGUCCAUGAAGGGUCUCGGUACAGCUGACAACACCUUGAUCAGGAUCAUGAUUGCUCGCUCUGAAAUAGACAUGUUGGAUAUCCGCGAGUGUUUCAGGCUCAGAUAUGAGAAGUCACUUUACAACAUGAUUAAGGAUGACACAUCAGGUGAUUACAAGAGGACUCUGCUGAAUCUGUGUGGAGGAGAUGACGAUUUAGCUGGAGAGUUUUUCCCUGAAGCUGCUCAGAUAGCCUACAAGAUGUGGGAAAUAAGUGCCAUGACCAAAGUCCAGCGGAGGCCAACAGUUGUCCCUGCACCCAACUUUGAUCCUGCUGCUGAUGCACAAGCGCUAAGAAAAGCCAUGAAGGGAUUCGGAACUGACGAAGAUGCAAUUAUUGACAUAGUUGCACAUCGAAGCAAUGCACAGAGGCAAGCCAUCAGACAGACCUUCAAAUCACUACUGGGAAGGGACCUGAUGAAGGACUUGAAGUCCGAACUGUCCAAGAACUUGGAGAGACUCGUUAUUGGGCUCAUGUUGACACCCGCUGAGUUUGAUGCCAAAAUGAUGAGGAAGGCCAUAGAGGGCGCUGGCACAGAUGAACAUGCCCUGAUUGAGAUCCUGGUCACGAGGAGCAACGAGGAAAUACAAGCCAUGAAUGCUGCUUAUCAAGAAGCCUAUAAAAAGUCUUUGGAAGAAGCCAUUCAAUCUGACACAUCAGGCCACUUCUGCCGCAUCCUGGUUUCACUCGUGCAGGGUGCAAGGGAAGAUGGCCCUGCAGAUUUUGAAAGAGCCAAUACAGAUGCUCAGGAACUUGCUGACGCAUGCAAUGCUGACUCUGAUGACAGAGUGAUGAAGUUCAUGAGUAUUUUGUGCACCAGAAGCUUCCCUCAUCUCAGGAAGGUUUUUCAGGAGUUUGUCCGAUUUUCCAAUAAGGACAUCGAACAGAUCAUCAAGAAGGAAAUGUCAGGAGAUGUGAAAAAUGCCUUUUAUGCCCUAGUUCGCAGCGUGAAGAACCAGCCUUCUUACUUUGCAGACCGUUUGUACAAAGCAAUGAAGGGUCUCGGCACAGACGACAGAGCGUUGAUCCGCAUCAUGGUGUCCCGUAGCGAGAUCGACCUUUUCAACAUUCGUAAAGAGUUUAAAGAAACACAGGACGCCUCCCUCCAUGAAUUCAUCCAGGUAGAGACGAUGAUCGGUGACACUUCAGGAGAUUACCGUAAAACCCUGCUGGUGCUCUGUGGAGGGGAGGAUUAACGUUGGCACAUCUUCACAGUCCGCAGUGGUGAGACCUGCCACCGAAAGGCGCCGUCACUCAGUCAAACUGUGAUGGUUGAUAUCUAUUGGCAGCGCCCUGAACUGCUGCUGCUACUCUGCCAAACCAAAGUUACGUCCACGUCUUUCAAGCCAGUUUUUCCUCACAUGGAUGAUCCUCUAUCAGGACAUUGCUUUCUUUUUUUCUUUACAGAGCCGUGCUAUUCGAAAGCACAGCCAUCACAUGCUGUCCAUCCAGCCAUCACUAUACAUAACUAAAUAAAAUCAACAG